Messenger RNA from Caenorhabditis bovis, 2100 nucleotides. Lineage: Eukaryota; Metazoa; Nematoda; Chromadorea; Rhabditida; Rhabditidae. The record is from the annotation of a GenBank genome assembly.
AUGUCUCUAGUUACAAAACUUCGUCGCGUGAGAAAGAAGCCGCCAGAGGGCUGGGAAUUAAUCGAACCGACUUUGGAACAGUUUGAGGCCAAGAUGAGAGAAGCUGAAACGGAACCGCAUGAGGGAAAAAGAAAGACAGAAAUCAAUUGGCCCAUAUUCAGAAUUAAUCAUCAACGGUCACGGUAUAUUUACGAUUUAUUUUAUAAACAAGAGAAGAUAUCAAAGGAACUUUACGAUUUCUGUAUUGCGGCAAAGCUCGUGGACGCUAGUUUGAUUGCAAAAUGGAAGAAGCAAGGAUAUGAAAAUUUAUGUUGUUUGAGAUGUAUUCAAACAAGGGAUUCGAAUUUCGGAACAAAUUGCGUAUGCCGAGUGCCGAAAAGCAAACUGGAUGCCGAAAAAGUGAUUGAAUGUGUGCAUUGCGGUUGCAGAGGGCAAAUGGCCAGUGUUCCCGAAAUUGAAACAAAUCCCGAUUUACCACAGCUUUAUGCUGGGGUUACCAUAGGUUAUAAUGAGAAGACUGGAAGAUGCCUCAAAGCGAAAUGGGAUAUUCCUCCUGGUCAAGUAGUAUGUGUUGAAAAAGGAAUCACGGUUAAUGUUGACAAAAAUUAUUGUUACAAUUGUCUCAAAAAACUUCAAAAUUCGGAAGAAAUAUAUUGCACAGAAUGUGACGCAUCAAUUGAAAAGGAUCCUCUAGAAUUAGCCAGAGGUGACUUUGAUGAACUCGGAAUUCUGAAAUUAGCAGUUCACAUUGUUCUAAAUUAUCCAAUGGAGCAAAUCAUUGCCGCAACAAAUCAGGAAAAUGUUGCUCCUCCCACAGAAGCUCCCGAAAAAUUGUCAACAGAAGAUUUUGAGUCUGUAAUGCAAUUGAUACCAAUGGAAGGCAUACGAGAAGCAUUUAAUAAUGAAACAGUCGCUGUCCAGAAUAAAGAUUGGGGAAAACUCGGCGACGAAGUUCGUUAUAGGAAAUUCGCAAAAGCUGUUGAACUGGUUGCUGAGCGAUGUGCGAAGAAUUCUCAUGUAAUUUAUAGCAUUGAACAGACAUGUAGAGGAAAGACGGAAGAGCCAAUGGGAACUGGUUUAUUUCCAAUUUCGAGCAUCUUCAAUCAUUCGUGCACACCGAAUGUCUUCGGAUUUUUUGUUCAAAACUAUUUCGUAUUUGUUAGUCGCGGAGUACGUGCUGGGGAAGAGCUUCUGGAUUCCUAUGGUGUUUCAUAUUUCCAAAAUACUGCCUUAAAACGUCAACGGUUUUUAACGGAGGUUUCUGGUUUUGAAUGUGUUUGCGAAAAAUGUGAAAACGGUGAAAGUUUAAACCAAUUUCUAAUAUCAAACUUCAGAAAUCCCCAAAAUAAAAUGCCGAAAAAUGUUGAUUUGAAUGAGUUGUUCGAAGCCGCCGUUUUUAUCGUUCAAAACUUGCCAAAAGAUGGUGAUGUCAAAACGAGCAACGAUGAAAAAUUAAAGUUCUAUAGUCUUUUCAAACAGGCGACUAUUGGAAAAUGUAAUGUGUCAAAGCCAAGUUUUUACGAUGUCCAAGGAGUUUAUAAAUGGAAUGCUUGGAAUGCACUUGGAGAGAUGACAAUGGAAGAAGCCAAAUCGAAAUAUAUCGAAAUUUUGACGGAAAAAAUGAAUCGAGCGCAAAAAGAUCAUUCGACUGAUGCUUGGAAAAAUAAUAAAACGUAUGAAGUUUUGGCACCGAAAAUGAAGUUACUCGGAGUUUUUGAAGUGAAAGAAGAGAGACUAUCGAAUGACUCAACAUUGAAUGCGAUAUCCGACGGCGAAUACGCAGAUGCGAUUGAUGACGAAGAUGUGUCGAGAUCAUCCUCAUUCACAGAGGCCCGAAGUCGCCGUCAAUUAUCACCAGCAUUUCGCGAUUCGUGCACACGAAUGGAGAAAGAGCUCAGAUCCAUUACUGAGCAAUUGACUCAAUUAAGUAAAAUUGUCGAAUCUCGUCAUAAUUUGUUGCUCAAUUUAAUGCAAAAAGCGACUGUUUAUGUCGUCGUUCCGCGUUCAAUAUCGUUCCGGACCAUUCUUUUCUUUAUUAUUUGGCCAUUUGUUGCCCACAUGCUUCUCCGAUGGGUCAAAAACUUCUUCGCCAGAGUUUGA